CUAAUCUCACCAUUAAUCUUGUCAUUACGCAUCAUCUCCUUCCUUUAUUGGAAACUCCGACUUCUCCUGGAAUCGUACCCGAUUUGAAUUUUCUCGAGAUAAAAUAAUUACAGUACAAAAAAGUUCUCAUCUUCUUUCUCCGUCUUGUCGGUCACGUUUUUGUCAUCGUAACUAAAAAAUCAGCUUUUUAGAACUCCACAAGGUGAGAGCUUGAGAUAUGCAGAAGAAACGAGAGAUCUGUGAGUAUAGAGAUAAAUUAGACAAGACCUUGUCUUCUCCUGAACUCACCAAUCACGAGACUCUCAAAUCUCUUCUCAGAAACCAGCUUCAAGAGUGUGAUGAGAAUAUAUUGGAUAAAAGAACAGAUGAUGUAUCCAAGUUACUUAGCAAGCUUAGGAGUGUUUCAAUGACGGAUCAUCAAGUUUCUAAAUUAACCAACGAUGGUGAUUGGAAAUUGAAACAUGAUCUUGAAGAUUGCCGUGUUAUGUACCGUGAAGGGCUCGAUGGAAGUCCUUUUCACACGUUGCUUGUUGAAGGUUACAUGGAUGGGCCAAUCCACGAAUGUUUAUGUGUAUCGUGGGAAUCAACUCUCUACAAGAAAUGGUGGCCACAGUAUGCAUUUCCUCCAUUCAGGAUCUUAAAAAGCACAUGCUUGCAAAAGGUCGGGGUCGGUGAACAAAUUUGUUUAGCGAGGAUGAAGGUACCAUGGCCAUUGACGGAAAGAGAGAUGAUUCUGCACUAUUUCUUUUUUGAAUACUUUAAAGAUGGCUUAGUCGUCAUCCUUCUGAACACGAUCUCAGAUUUAGAUAGCAUUGGAGUUUCCUCUAAGGACAUCGUCAUACCUGAAUCACCGGAUGCAGUGAGGAUGGAUCUUGUAGGCGGAUUUGUUUUACAAAAGGUUACUCCACAGAGGAGUUACUUCAGAACGAUAGGGGAUAUGGAUAUAAAGCUGGACUUGAUCCCACCAUCUCUCAUGAAUUUUAUAUCUAGGCAGCUGAUCGGCAACGGUUUCAGACUAUAUAAAAAGUCAGUUGCUUCCGUAGCUAAAUUUGAUGAAGAUUACAGUAGAGCUUUAACUGAUCCGUUGUACACUAAGAUACGUCAAGCCCUAUAUUCAACUGAUGAAGCAAUUGAGGAAGUACCAAAGUUGGAAACCAAUGAAGUGAAUGGCGAUUACCUGCCAAAGAACGAACUUGAGAAUAAUGGAGAUGCUUGUGAAAAUAAACUUGUCCAUUGCAGAAGAACAGUUCCCGAGAUUGAAGAAGAAGAAGUUGAAGAUUCUGAGGAAAGUGUUUUUUCAGAGGAUGGAAAUGAAAUUGCCAAGACUCAUGUCGAUAGCAGAAGACGGUUUUGCGUCAGUCCAGAGGUAGAACAAGCUUUAGGGACUCUAGAUAGAGUAAUAUACAUGGUUAGAAAUAUAACGCCAGUCCCAGAAACCGAGGAAAUGUCGCCAAAUAGAGCAGAGGAUCAGGCAAAGCAAGUGAGUGUAUUGGAGAACAUUGAAAGUGUUCCUCAAAAAAAAGAGUCAAGCGAUUUUAGUCAAGAAGAGAAGAGAGAAGAGGAUACAGGACAAAAGCAGGGCAUGUUAAACAAAGUUAGUCUUAUCACCGCACCGUUGCUGUCGAUUUCAAGUCGAAGGGAACUCUUGAUGGAAUCAAAGAUGACUACUAGCGCGUCUGCUUCAAAAGAUCCUUUCUUUUGCUUGAAAUGGCCAUGGGAUUCAAACAAACAACCCAAAUCCUCUUCAAGCGUCUGCGACUUUCAAGGACCGUGGCUCUUCAGAUCUAUGCAAAGUAUUGGUUCAAUUGCUCUCAGCUCCUUGACUUCAUUUGGUCAAAACCCCAAUUUUAGACCAAAGAAGAAGCCUUUAAGUAGUUGUGAGCAAGGAGAAGCAGAGCAGAUGGCUUUUGCAGCUGCUUUAGCUAACCAGAAAGAAGCUACAGUACUUGAAUUUUACUCUCCCAAAUGCAGACUCUGCAAUUCGUUGCUCAACUUUGUUUUAGAGGUAGAGAAAAGGAAUUCAAACUGGCUCAGCAUUACAAUGGCAGACGCAGAGAAUGAGAAGUGGUUUCCUGAGCUUCUCCACUAUGACAUAAAGUAUGUUCCUUGCUUCGUUUUGUUGGACAAAAAUGGACAAGCUUUAGCCAAGACAGGAGUUCCAAGUAGUCGUGCUCAUGUCAUUGCCGGUAUCUCUCAUCUUCUCAAGAUGAAGCGACCACCGUCUGAGUAGUGAAACUAUGCUUGAUUCCACAUUUGAUGCAAACAAGUAAUCUCUAAAAGGUUGUGGAUGGUUUGUCUUUGGUGCAUAAAAAAUAAUAAUUGGAAUCAAAACCGCUGUUCUAG
This is a messenger RNA of Arabidopsis arenosa, 2343 nucleotides long. The record is from the annotation of a GenBank genome assembly. NCBI's taxonomy places the organism in Eukaryota, Viridiplantae, Streptophyta, Magnoliopsida, Brassicales, Brassicaceae.